Messenger RNA from Temnothorax curvispinosus, 2092 nucleotides. RefSeq lists its product as uncharacterized. The transcript is spliced from 3 exons. The record is from RefSeq and is a predicted model, not a curated record. Bases 762 to 1988 code for a protein of 408 amino acids. NCBI's taxonomy places the organism in Eukaryota, Metazoa, Arthropoda, Insecta, Hymenoptera, Formicidae.
UGUGUAAAGUUUAAUUUUACGACUCGAUUUCUACAAUUUUUCGUUUCCCUUUUAAAAAAAUUAUACGUAAGAACGAUUGUAAUUGAUCACAAUAUCUGUAAUGUAUGAUACUUUAAUUUCACGACUCGUUUUCGACAAUCUUUCGUUUGCUUUUUCUCUACCCUAACAUUUAGGUAUGUACUUAUGUUGCUUUAAAUGCAAAAGAUACAACAUUAAUAAACGAUAGCUAAAAAGAAGAAUAUAUAUUUGGUAUAUUGCUUGAUUUGAACUUUGGAAAUCAGUUGAAUCGAAGGAAUAAACAUUACCCGCCUUCCAAAAUUAGAUAUACACGUGGAAGACGAUCGCGAUAACUUGUAUCCACUUGCAUACACGAGUCGUCAAGUUAAUAUAAUACGUUAUGCGUUCGCCAAUCAGCGGUAAUUUGACUCAACGUAAGGGUGGAUCGCUUUUAUAGUCGUGCUUGCUGCAUAGUGAUUUAGAUACGUAGACCGUAAUGACGGGCGCCACAGACGGGCGGAGCUCCGUCACGUUUCUUGCCUUUCCAGAGGGGCAAGGGAAAGAGUGAGAGAAAGACAAAAAAAAAGGGAGUGAUACUCCCUCGGGAUACGAACGAGGGUGCGGGAGACACACGCGCGCGCCAUGGCAAGGACCGAUCAUCGACGUCAUGCGACGUAACUCGUAACCGAGAACGGGGGCUGCCCCGGAUACGGAGUACGCCUUGAGACGGGAAGCGAGGAAGCGAUCCGGCAACCCGCGGAGCGAUGUACGCCGCGGCGGGUGGUGCGAGCAUCGCCAAUCGGAGGAAGCAGAAGCGGCUGCAGCUCAACAAGCAGGCGCCGGUCAACGUCGUUCCGCCAAGACUGAAGACCGGCUUACCGCUCGGCGCGCGUCACCAGCAUCAGCAUCAGCAUCAGCACCAGCACCAGCAUCAGCACCAGCAUCAGCAUCAGCACCAACACCAGCAUCAGCAUCACCAUCAGUAUCAUCAGCACCACCACCACCACCCGACCAAGCUCGCUGCCCGUCCGCACCAACAAGUCGCAUCAGCACCGCAAGUCCCGCGAGGGCAACACCAGGCGCCGACGUCGACGUCGUCGUCGUCCGCCGCGUUCCAUCCGGUUAUCGACGACCGGCGCCGCCAUCACAGGUCUCAGCAAGUCGCCCCGGUCUCGCCGAUCCAGUUCCCGAUCUCGCCGCCCCCGCUCUCCCUCGAAUCCUCGGCGUCCGCCACCACCACCUUCCCGGCCAACAAGAGCAAUUUUCCCUUCCCGCCGCCCUCGAUCCUCGAUCUCCGAGUCUCGCCUCCUACGGAGCUACAGUGCGGCGUUCAGGGACCUGGCGGCAAGGCAGCGUGGCAAGGAUGCAACAGACCUUCGCCCCUUCCCUUAUCUCCUACAUCGCCCGGGUAUCACGCGGAUGGCUACAGCAAAAGCCAAACGAAGCAGUGCGAAGCACAUCGGCGAUGGAUGAAAAGAAACAGGAUAAGAGACGCCAGUUACUGCUACGGAAGCAGCGGCGAGGACGACGAGGAAGAUGACAGUAACGCCAUUCGCCUGCAGCGGGGCGAGGUCAGCGCGGCGGUCAACACCGUGCUCUACGUGGGUUUGGGGACCACCGCGCUCGGUUUAGUUAUCUCGUUCGUCGGCACCGGGGAGAAGGGAUUCCUGAGCCCGCAGCUGAGGCUGGUCGGCCCGUCGUUACUGUGCGCCGGUCUGCUGUGCUGCCUUUUCCGCGUGUUGCUGUGCCUCUGCCUGUGCCACUGCGGUCAGUGCGGUCGCUGGCGAUUCUGUCACGUCGACUCGCACAAGGAGAAGGCGAGGAAAGCAGACGCGCGACCGGGACCGGGAACGUUAUCGACCGCCUCGCUGUUGCCGCCGUCGACGCAACAGGAACGAGGAGAACGGCCGGUCGCGCCGACGAGCCGCUCCGUGUCGCCGGCGACCAAGGGACACGAGCUUCUGCUCUCACCUGCCCAAUUACCGGAGUGAAGAACAACGUGAUCGCGCACGCCACGGACAUUUUCUACCGAAUGAAUUCUAUAUACCGUAAACGCCGAUUUACUGCCGGGCUCGCGCCCGAUUACACGAUCCUA